Molecule: messenger RNA, 795 nt
Organism: Sclerotinia sclerotiorum 1980 UF-70
Lineage: Eukaryota; Fungi; Ascomycota; Leotiomycetes; Helotiales; Sclerotiniaceae
Exons: 3
Coding region: 1-795 (264 amino acids)
Cellular component (GO): mitochondrion
Source: RefSeq, a predicted model, not a curated record
AUGCCUUCUCGAUUGUUAUCACCUACCAUCCUCCGCGCAUGUCGGAGGAACUACUCUACAUCUAGCACCGUCCCUCUAGCGUUUGAUUUGCACGAACCAGCCAAUCCCUCUUCCAAUGCUCCGCGAGCCAUCAUCUUCAUGCAUGGUUUAUUCGGAUCCAAGAAGAAUAACAGGAGCAUUAGUAAGGCUCUCGCAAGAGAUCUAGGAAGACCUGUCUAUGCUGUUGUGAGUCACAUCCCUCGAGGAGCUUUGAAGAGCCACUCAAUGGGCGCAAAAACUGCAAUGGCCCUGGCACUUAAGUCUCCAGAAGUGGUCGAGGAUAUAGUAUCCGUAGAUAAUGCGCCCAUUGAUGCAGCACUCCUCAGUAACUUUGGAAAAUACAUCCAAGGAAUGAAGAGAAUCGAAGCGGCAGGAGUGUCCAAACAAACUGAAGCGGAUAACAUCUUAAAGGACUAUGAAGAAGAGCUUCCUAUCCGCCAAUUCCUUCUCGGAAACCUCGUGCGCACGGAAGACAAGACGCAGAAGUUUAAGGUUCCUCUUAAAAUCCUCGGGGCCGCAUUGGACAACCUUGGUGAUUUCCCAUUCAAGGAUCCAGAUUCGAUUCGCUUCAACAAACCUACGUUAUUUGUUCGGGGAACGCAAAGCCACUAUGUGCCAGACGAAGCACUUCCUAUAAUAGGGAAAUUCUUCCCUCGGUUUGAACUUGCCGAUAUAGAUGCUGGGCAUUGGGUAAUUUCUGAGAAACCGGAAGAAUUUAGACAAGGUUUGUCUUUUCAUUCUUGGGCACCACUGUGA